This is a messenger RNA of Galendromus occidentalis (western predatory mite), 579 nucleotides long. RefSeq names its product fas apoptotic inhibitory molecule 1. Gene Ontology annotation, biological process: negative regulation of extrinsic apoptotic signaling pathway via death domain receptors. Lineage: Eukaryota; Metazoa; Arthropoda; Arachnida; Mesostigmata; Phytoseiidae. The transcript is spliced from 4 exons. Bases 1 to 579 code for a protein of 192 amino acids. The record is from RefSeq and is a predicted model, not a curated record.
AUGGCUGACAUCGUAGCUUCAUGGGAAGUGCCGCUCGUAGGUCAGGCAUACAGGGUAGAAUUCGAACAUGGAAGCGCGACUGGUAAACGGGUCGUGUUCGUGAACGGUGCCGAGGUGCUUCGUAAGGAUUGGCUCUUCAAACUCGUGGGCGAGGAGACAUUCGAGAUUCUGAAUCACAAAUGCAUCAUAUCCAUCAAGGCUGUCGGAGGUUUUAGGUAUUCGUACCGAUUGUUUGUGGACGGUAGGGAGAUUGAGUCGUUCCGCGAACGGCAAUCGAAAAUACUCAAAACCUGGAUUUACGUGGAUCAUCCCGAAGCACAGCCGACGCGUGUGACUCUCGAAAGAGAUACCAUGGACGUUUACGUCAAUGGCGAGAAGGUCGAAUCAGUCGCGGAAUUCGUCAGCGAAGGAACAGAAACCCAUUUCCAGAUCGGGAAUCGGAUGGGAGUCAUCACUGGUGCGAGCAGCGGGAGCAGACACGAAGGUAUAAUUCAUAAUUUGCUCAUUGAUGGUCAUCUGGUGCCCGAAGCUCCCGAGGAAGCAGCCCCGGAGAAUGUCGCCAUUAUGGAGGACCCUUGA